GGCAGGGCAGGCAGCUGUCUCAGUCUAACUCUGGCUGGGAAAGGUAAGGAUCUUUGCUUUGCUUUUUGAAAGAUCUGGGAAGGAAAUGUUGAAUGUCUAUGGGGGUUAGGGGCAUAGAUAUAAUUCAUGCAUUGGAGGCUUUGAGAAAAGUUCUCCAAACUUAAAGGAGUCUCCUAAAGCCAUGUGCUUUAGAAAGAACUAGAGAGAUUUCCUCUUCUUUGUGAAAAUAGAGGGCUCGCAGAAAUAAGGCUGGUUGCAUUGUGGAUGAAAUUUUGCAUUUGGGGGCAGGUGUCCCCAAAGGAUGCCCAGGGGUGUUUAAUACUUUGUAGACACAGAGUGGAAGGAGGAAUAAACAUUCAGAAACAACAGGCAUAGAUCACUAGGAAUUCUCUUUGAAUUUCAAUUUGAAGAGGUAAAGUCAGUUAAAGCUGCAUGUGUCAGUGGUUAGGAUGACAGGCUUCUAUUCUUCUGAUACAAUGUCUGCUUUAUACCAAAACUUUCUACCUCUUUGAAUUUAAAAUACAAAUCAUUGGUUGUCUACUCAGAGUCUAGAGAUGUGUACCUGUGUAUCAAGGCAGGUGCACACACCCUGUGGAGGAGCAUUGGUGUGAAUGAGGCACCUGAGCCUGACAAGGUUGAAGAAAGCUUUGGUAUUGGAAGUGAUGACAGAUUUGUGCUCCUAGGACACAGACACACUCACUGCGCCUCAUUAUAGACUCAGUCAAGGGCUUACUAUGAAAAAAGCUGCCAUUGUCCUCUCUCUAGACGUUCAAUGUUUGCACCUUUAGCUUUGGUAACAGGAAAGCAUGCUUUUCAACAGAAUAAGGUGAUAUUCAGAGCUUCAGUGCAGUUAUUGGGCUAUCUUGCAGGCAAAGUGGUACUAGAAAAUAGAGGGGAAUUGCCCUCAAGGGCCAGAGUUUGCAGGUGAGAAGACAGCUCUGUUAAGGAGCUUCUCAAGAACCUCCAUUGUACGUAGCCAGCGGCCCCCAUCUUACCAUCUUCCGGGGGCAACUUUGGCAAGUUCUGAAAUGCCCUGGUUCUAAGUAUUCCUGACCCUCAACACCAAGUGACGGUACUCCUCAGAUAUGAAAGCUGUCUCUUUAGGUCUGACAUUUUUAAAGUGUGAGGAUCAUGGUGACCAAGGCCUCCAGGUACUUGCCAUGACUCCCCCAACCUCAGGGACUUUUCAACUUUAUUUUUUAUAAGGACAUAACCCUCUCUCUGGCUUUCAUUCCAGAAUAAACAACUUCUGGUCCCUCUCUUUUUGUGACAAGUCAUCAGGGUAUUGCUACAAGGCAAGGCUGGAGAGAGUGUGCUGUGGUAGAGGAGAGGCGAGAUGUUUGAGAACAUCCAAGCCCUUUGCCAGCUAUUAGAGAAAUCUAACAAUUUGAGAGAAAGAUGGAAAACAAAUCUCUUCCAAGAGUUAAUUUGGAUUUGUGGUUCACAGUAUUAAUUAGAAGAGGUUAUUAACACUUGUGCAGAUGAAAAAAUGGAGGAUGUAAACUUUUAACUACAGAGUGUAGGAUGAGCUCCCAGUAUUAUCUUUUCUCCUCAAAAAGACAAUCUUGGGCUUUAUAUGUUUCAAGGUUUUAAAAAUUUCACAGUUUGUCUGUAAGAAAGCAUAAACCUAUAAAGUCACUUACAGGUUUAUGGGGUGGGAAAUAGAUGUUUAACUUUAUUGUUUAAGUAUGAUGUGUCAAGUUGUAUAUGUUUGAAUGUUUAAAAUACCUUGAUCCUUAAAGUGGGCCAAGGAACAGAGGUCUCAACAUAGGUAGGGAGCUUGUUACAGACUUACUGAAUCAGAAUCUAAAUUUAACAAUCUCCCCAAAUGAUAUAUAUAUCCAUUAAAGAUUAGGGUUCAAACCAAGGGUGUCUCUGUUACUGGGUGAUCUUUGUUAAAUUACUUAACCUCUCUGAGCCUGUUUCCUCAUUUAUGAACUAGUGAGAAUUAACAUUAAUAUGUGACAUUUCUUAAUAUUGUGCCAUGUCCACAGUAGGUGCUCUAUAAAUGGUAGCAAUUAUCAUGAUGAUGAUAAUCUUGGUGCUGCUAAAGUUACCUCCUUGCAAAAGCAGUAAACAAUCAUGUUUAAAUCAAUAUAACUGGCUUUCCCCCUUAACCACAAACAUUUGUGCCUCCCACCCUCAUUCCUAAAUGAAUUAACACUCAACAAGUGGGGUUUUAAGCUUCAGAUGACUAUCACGCACAUAUAAAGAAUAAUGGAAAACCUAGGAACAUGGAUUUUUGCUGGCUUAGAGACUGAAUUCAGCUGCCUGAUGACUUCACAGCUGUUUCUGCCACCCUAGAGUAUCUGUCCCCUCGGCUCUGUCCCCUCAGCCGGGUCUGCAACGCUGACUCUGGGAUUUUCUUAUAAAAAUGCCUGAUGGACGGGAGGAAGAUCUGGAGGUCGGCGGGGGAAAAAAUGAGUCAUUCAAAUUCACAAAGCAGUCCGCUUAGUAAAUGCUGCAAGAGAAAAACCUUGCUGUUAGAGGCUCUUUCCCAGAAGUUGGACGAAGAGGCUCAGGCGUUGCUGUUUCUUGUCUUCCAAGUCAAGUGGUUACUCUGGUAAUGGAUUGCCUCUCUCCGAGCUUUCACCCUGGUGAGACUGUCCAGAUCUAGUCUGUAAACCCAGCUUAGAAGCACUGUUGUAAAAAUGACUGAAGAGCCCAUCAAGGAGAUCCUGGGAGCCCCAAAGGCUCACAUGGCAGCGACGAUGGAGAAGAGCCCCAAGAGUGAAGUUGUGAUCACCACAGUCCCUCUGGUCAGUGAGAUUCAGUUGAUGGCUGCUACAGGGGGUACCGAGCUCUCCUGCUACCGCUGCAUCAUCCCCUUUGCUGUGGUUGUCUUCAUCGCCGGCAUCGUGGUCACCGCGGUGGCUUACAGCUUCAAUUCCCAUGGGUCUAUUAUCUCCAUCUUUGGCCUGGUUGUUCUGUCAUCUGGACUUUUUUUACUAGCCUCCAGUGCCUUGUGCUGGAAAGUGAGACAAAGGAGCAAGAAAGCCAAGAGACGGGAGAGUCAAACAGCUCUCGUGGCAAAUCAGAGAAGCUUGUUUGCUUGAGACUGAAUACGACCAAAUGGGCCAUUGGGCCUGGAAAACGUGCUCUGACUUUGUCACCCAAUUCACCCAGAACCAUGGUGGGAGAGAACAGACUUGGCGUUGGAGCAGACUGGAAGAAUGGGGGUGGGAGGGUGGAGGGGCUUCUCCUUUGUGAGGAAUGACUCAUGUCUUCUUUAACGACAAACUUAACCCUAAGGGCUACUUCUGAGACUGAAAAAUCAGCUUUCUAUUUACAUGAAACACUUUGGGGGUCAUGGGAGUGCACAGCAUUAGACAGUAUUUGGUUCACCCUGUAAAGUAGCCAAGAAAAGAUGAGAAAAAUCAAGAUAGGCCUGGCACACUAGACAUUUGCCUCCAAAAGAAAUAACCUACAGUCUUAAGAUGUAUCAUAAAAAUGUUCUGCCAAGGAUCUAAAUUACCUUGGGUUUCGCAUAUGUCUAUGAAAUUCUGUGAUAAUUUUUUUCAAUACAUUGAUUCACUGGCGUCUGUUUUCAUUUUAUACUUUUAAUAACUCAUCACUGGUGGUACUUUAUCUUGAAAAGUAAUAUUUUUUAUAUUUUAACAUUGGACAGUGUUAGCCAGUUGUAAUGAUGUAUCAGAAGUAAAGAAAAACCCAUUAAAGUUAUAGCUAAUAGAUGCUGUUGGGGGUUAAAUUAAUAGUAAAAUAAUCCAAUAUAGCACUUUUGAUGAUUUUUAUAUAAAAGUCAACUGUACAUUUCAUUCAGAAUAAUAAAUACUUAUUGCUGCUAAAACUUCUUAAAUGGUUGUUUCUGCUAUAGUUAUUUCUAUUGCAGUUCCAAAUUGCCAUCUUCCCUUGUCUCAUUUGCAAGUUCUCAAUUGUAUUUCUCUCAAAUGGACAGGUUCCUUCUUUACUGGAGGAUUUUUGUUUUUAUCAUAUUGGUUUUUCAUUACUUCUGAAUAGUCUUAAUUACGUUUACUAAAUUCUAAAGGAUUUCUGUGCUAUUAUAAUUAGGAAAUCAACGUCUUUGGUCAGGAACUUUAUAAUGUGCUAUUAAAUGUAUAUUACAUUUUUGUGGAA
Homo sapiens (human) is the source of this 4095-nucleotide messenger RNA. It is a transcript of the gene TMEM100, whose product is annotated as transmembrane protein 100. Bases 2652 to 3056 code for a protein of 134 amino acids. Gene Ontology annotation, cellular component: plasma membrane; perinuclear region of cytoplasm; perikaryon. The transcript has 3 exons. NCBI's taxonomy places the organism in Eukaryota, Metazoa, Chordata, Mammalia, Primates, Hominidae. The record is from RefSeq and is a predicted model, not a curated record. Gene Ontology annotation, biological process: positive regulation of endothelial cell differentiation; regulation of sensory perception of pain; positive regulation of vasculogenesis.